Aspergillus campestris IBT 28561 is the source of this 985-nucleotide messenger RNA. Its product is annotated as mitochondrial 54S ribosomal protein bL28m. Gene Ontology annotation, molecular function: structural constituent of ribosome. The coding region runs from base 102 to 743 and encodes 213 amino acids. Gene Ontology annotation, cellular component: mitochondrial large ribosomal subunit. The record is from RefSeq and is a predicted model, not a curated record. The transcript has a single exon. NCBI's taxonomy places the organism in Eukaryota, Fungi, Ascomycota, Eurotiomycetes, Eurotiales, Aspergillaceae.
UCACGUCUCGACCAGCAUCUCGUCGGCCCGCCCGCUCUUUUUCUUGAUUUAUCGUCCCUUCCUGGCAUGGUAAAUACUGCCACGGCAUCUUGAUCGCAACAAUGGCGGGAUUGCAGGCUCGUUCCAGCAUGUCUCUGCCCUCCUCCCUCUCGGCAGCCUUUCGCAACAUCUCGUUAAACACCUCGAAACGAUCCUUUUCCUCAACGCCGGUCACGCAGAAGACGCGCACGCUACCGGAAUACAUCCCGCCGUAUCCCUUCGGACCGAAAUACGUUUACAAGCAAGCAGACUCGGGUCUCUACGGCGGCGUUCAGAUCAGUUUCGGCAAUAAAAUCUCCCAAGGUCGCAACGAGGGCAAGACACGACGAUCAUGGAAGCCCAACGUGCGCAGAAAGAAGAUCCACAGCGAGGCACUCGGUGAAGAUCUAUUCAUCAAGGUCACGCGAAAGGCCCUGCGGACGAUCCGCAAGGCUGGUGGUCUUGACCAGUACCUGCUGGACGACAGACCCGGUCGAGUCAGGGAGCUCGGCAUGUUCGGGUGGGAGUUGAGGUGGCGUGUGAUGCAGACGCCAAAGAUACAGGAACAGUUCAAGCAGGAGCGAAAGCGCUUGGGGUUGCCUGAGCCGCCGACUUUCGAGGAAUGGGUGAAGCAGAAGGAAGCGGAGUUGAAAGCACAAGCGGAGGAGGACCAGACCAACAUCAAGGAGGCCACGAAACCGUUCUACAACAAGCAGCUGUAUUAGCGGAAGAGAGCAAGCGAUAGCGGCCCAUAUUGACAGUCGAUGUCUUCGACGAGCGAAGCGUCUGUACUAUUACUUCGAUUUACAUGUUGACUGUCUUCCCUCGAUAUCAGGGCUGCCACUAUCCUCAAGGUGGCAGGGGAAGCGACUUCAGUUGUAUAGGGUUUCUUCGAUUUGCAUGAAUGAUUUGCUUUACAAUGUAUUUAUAUUUGGUCCACUUCAGGGUUAGAUUUCCUCAAUUUUAU